AUGUCAGUCCUUGGCAUAGACAUAGGAAAUGAAAACUCCGUGGUUGCGGCCAUAAACAAAGGAGCCAUAAACAUUGUGAGGAACGAUGUUUCAGAGAGGUUGACCCCAACACUUGUUGCUUUUACAGAAAAGGAAAGAUUGAUUGGAGAUAAUGCACUUGCUAAGGUGAAAUCAAAUUUUAGAAAUACAUGCAGAAAUAUAAAAAAUCUUAUAGGAAUGUUAGCAGAACAAGCAAGUGAUGACGAUGUCGAAGUUAGUGAAUCCUUUGGAAAUUUAGUUCCGUGUGAACAUAAUUAUUUAGGAUAUCAAGUUGAAUAUAAAAAGGAAAAAGUGGACAUAAGUGUAGUUAGAGUAUUAUCAACAUUGUUAUUUUUUUUAAUUAAAUUAGCAGAAAAAUAUAUAGGAAAAGAGUGUAACGAAAUUGUUUUGUCUUAUCCCCCUACAUUCACAAAUAGUCAAAAGGAAUGUCUUUUAGCAGCAACAAAAAUUAUUAACGUUAAUGCAUUACGGAUCAUAAGUGACAAUACAGCUGUUGCGUUAGAUUAUGGAAUGUACAGAAUGAAAGAAUUUAAAGAAAAUACUGGAUCUGUAGUUGCAUUUGUUAAUAUAGGAUAUGCAAACACAUGUAUAUGUGUUGCUCGUUUUUUCUCAAACAAAUGUGAAAUUUUAAGUGAUGUUGCUGAUACAAACUUGGGAGGUAGAAAUAUAGACAAUGAAUUAAUAAAAUAUAUUAACAAUUUAUUUAUUAAUUCGUAUAAAAUGAAUCCAUUAUACAAGUUAAAAUCUGAUGAGUUGUGUGAAAUGGGAACUGGGAAAUUGAACACUUAUUUCGUUACCUCAAAUAAUGAAACUAGCCAAAUUGAUAACAAAAUAAGAGUCAAAUUACAAGAUGUAGCUGUGAAAACAAAAAAAGUUCUUUCAGCUAAUAAUGAAACAUCUAUACAUGUAGAGUGCUUAUAUGAAGAUUUAGAUUGCCAAGGAUUUAUUAAUAGAAACAAUUUUGAAGAAUUGUGUGCAGGUUUCUUUCUCUCGAAAUUAAAAAUGUUGUUAGAUAAAGCAAUGCAGGUCAGCAAAUUGAACGUUGUAGAUGUACAGUCCAUAGAAAUAUUAGGAGGUUCUACUAGAAUUCCUUUUGUUCAGAAAUUCUUACAAGAAUACUUUGAUAAACCUUUAUCAAAAACGUUAAUUGCUGAUGAAUCUGUAGCUAGAGGUUGUGUAUUAUCAGGAGCUAUGAUUAGUAAACAUUACAAAGUAAAGGAAUAUGAAUGUAUAGAAAGAGUUACACACCCAAUUAGCGUACAAUGGCAUAACAUGAAUGAUACAUCUAAAUCUAAUGUAGAAAAAUUAUACACCACAGAUUCUUUAAAAAAAAAAGUGAAAAAAGUUAUCAUUCCAGAAAAAGGUCAUAUUAAAGUUACUGCAUAUUAUGAAGACACACCUGAUUUACCACCACAUUGUAUAAAAGAAUUGGGUUCCUGCAUUCUAAAGAUUAAUGAAAAAAAUGAUAAAAUUGUAGAAUCACAUGUUAUGACAACUUUUUCUGAAAGUGACACAUUCACCUUUUUAGGAGCACAGACAGUCACGAAAACGGUAAUCAAAUCAAAAGAUGAGAAAAAAAAAACAGAAGAAAAAAAAGAACAACAGAAAGGAGAUUCCCAAGUGGGAAGUACAAACAAUGCAGAUGAUGCUGAUGUAGAUGCAGAUGGAAAAAAAACAAACGAAACUGAACUGAAUGAGGUGAAAGAGAAUACACAUUCAACAUCUACCCCAAAUAGUAGCAGUAACACGUCACCUCAACCAAGUAGCAAAUCUGAGCUGAAAAAAGGAGAAGAAGGUAAAAUACAAACAUGCUAUACCACAUUGCCAAUUGAAAUGAUAGGAGCUCCAGGAAGUUAUAGUACAAAAGACAUUUACAAUUUUAGCGAAGCAGAAAUUAAUAUGCAACACAGUGAUUUGUUAGAAGCAGAAAGGUUGAAAAAUAUAAACGAAUUAGAAACGAUUAUAUAUGAAACGAGAAAUCGAUUGAAUGGAAUAUAUAAAGAUUUUGUUGUAGAUGAAGAGAAAGAUUCCAUUUUGCUAGCAUUAGACGAUUGUGAAAAUUGGAUCUAUGACAAUAUUGAUGAAAAUAAAAAUGCAUUCGUAAAGAAAAAAGAACAAAUCAGAGAUAGGAUAAAAGAUAUCAUUUACAAAUAUGACACCUAUACUUCUAAGCAAAAAAAUCUAGGAAAUAUAUUAAACCAUUUAAAAAAUAUCAUUACGCAAUGCACUAAAAGACCAUCUGAUGAAAGUCAAAAAAUUAUUUCACGAACGACAAAAUUGUUGGAGAAUAUUAAUUCCCUUCAAGAAAAAGAGAUGAAUCAAAAGUUGUACGACCCUCCAGUCUACACACUUAAAGAUAUCGAAGCAGAAUUCAAUGAUGUCACACAACAAGCGCAAAAAUACUUUUCAAAAAUAGAAGCAGAAGAAUUGGCUAAACAGAAAGAGAAGCAGGAAAAGGAAAAACAAGAGAAAGAAAAAAAAAAACAGCAACAGAACGAACCAAAAAGUGCAGAUCAUAGUUCCGAAAAAGACAAUAAAGAUUCAAAGGAGACAGACGAAACGGACAACUCUACAAAUAAGGAUAACAAUGGUAGUGCAGAAGAGAAGGACAUAUGA
This is a messenger RNA of Plasmodium gonderi, 2655 nucleotides long. Its product is annotated as heat shock protein 110. Gene Ontology annotation, biological process: protein folding. The record is from RefSeq and is a predicted model, not a curated record. The transcript has a single exon. Gene Ontology annotation, cellular component: nucleus; cytosol. Gene Ontology annotation, molecular function: ATP binding; ATP-dependent protein folding chaperone. The coding region runs from base 1 to 2655 and encodes 884 amino acids. Lineage: Eukaryota; Apicomplexa; Aconoidasida; Haemosporida; Plasmodiidae.